Molecule: messenger RNA, 1847 nt
Organism: Arachis ipaensis
Lineage: Eukaryota; Viridiplantae; Streptophyta; Magnoliopsida; Fabales; Fabaceae
Source: RefSeq, a predicted model, not a curated record
CCCUCAACUCCACUAACAAAGGCUCUAUUCCCACUUGUUACCAAGUUGUAGUCUCUUAAGUUCCCAUGAUACAUAUUCUUCCCUUCAUAUAAUAUUGCGAGAGCUUGUAAAAAUUGCUUUAGAUAAAGCUUGAAUUUGUCCCAAUUCUCGACCCAGACAUCAGCCAAGUCCUUGUCAUAAUGCUGGUAAAUAAAAACCCAUGUCUCCCCCUCGCGAAAAUAAACUCAUAAAAAAUGUUGGGAUGAGUGUCUCAAAGAAUUAUUAAAACACCGUAUCUGUCUCUGAACUUCUUCUCUGUGAUUAUUUGAUACUUCUAAAACUUUAACUUUUCUUCCAGUAGUGCCUAAUAUUGUAUCUGAAAUAAUAAUGCGACCCUCUUCUACUCUUUUAACUUCAUCCUUGUUAGUAUACAAUUGAUGGUUUUUCAUUGAUAUUAAUAAUCCUAGUUGAAGCAAGUGCAGCGUUAGUAACAAACUCAUACCAGUGAUUAUUUUCAGCAGCAAAAAUACUAGUUCAGUGAUGUUUUCAACAACAAAAUCAAAAUGUAGUCAUGUAUUACAGCAACAAAACUGAGAAAGAAAGAACAGCGGAAUUUGUUGGAACUCACCAAAUCGGGAACCAAAUUUUGGUUGCGUGAAGGAAGCUGAUGGUGAGACUCGGAGCAAGGAGACGACAAAGACGACCAGCCCCGGAACCUACUGCUUCUGUCGCCAGCGACUAUGAGCAAACGGAGGGUGGUAACAAGACAGAGAGCGACAACGACAAUCGACAAUCAAUCCGAGGACCUACAAAAUCAAGCAUUCAAUCCUGAAGAUUACUGCUUCAUAUUACUGUUGUUGCUUUUAAUGUUAGACAGCAGUCCAAAUAGCUUAACAGUUGGAAAAAAAAGGAGAAUGCUUAACAAUUGAGAAAAAAAAAGGAGAAUACUAAAUAUUUGUUUUGAACUUUGCACAAAAAAGCUUAAUAAUUGAACUAUGCCUUGAUAUCCUUUUGGGUUUAGCAACUGGGUGUUAUGCCCAAAAAAUAUAAAUAUAAAAUAUUGACUAUGGUCAAAGAAAGAUAACUUACACCACUAUCUAGUUAUACCAUUUCAAAGUUGAUUUAUUAUACUAAUCAAAUUUAAAUCUAGUUUUUAUUUUUCUUUUCAUUGUUUUCCCUCUUUUGUUGUGUGUGUUGGGGAGUGGGUUGUUUUAUGAAUUCAGGCCAUUCUCUCUGGGGAACCAAGUAUUGUUGAGGCAGCUGCUGCAUUGUUGAAGGCUAUUGUUACCAGGAAUCCCAAGGCCAUGAUACGUCUAUACAGCACCAGUGCAUUUUAUUUUGCACUGGCCUAUCCAGGAUCUAAUCUACUUUCAAUUGGGCAACUCUUUACCGUCACCCUUGUCCACCAAGGAUUUCAUGGUGGCGAAGAGGCUGCGGUUUCAGCUUCAUUGCCUUUGGCAAAACGCAGUGUUCUUGGUGGACUUCUUCCUGAAUCUUUGUUGUAUGUAUUGAAGCGCAGUGGUCCAGCAGCAUUUGCUGCUGCAAUGGUAUCAGAUUCUGGCACUCCUGAGAUAAUAUGGACUCAUAAAAUGAGGGCAGAAAAUUUAAUACGUCAGGUAUUGCAAAUUAAGGUUUUGCAACACCUUGGUGAUUUUCCACAGAAAUUGUCACAGUAUUGCCAUGUUUUGUAUGACUAUGCCCCAAUGCCUCCAGUUACAUACCCUGAACUUAGAGAUGAAAUGUGGUGUCAUCAUUAUUACUAGAGGAAUCUGUGUGAUGAAAUCCGCUUUCCAAAUUGGCCUAUUGUUGAGCAGCUUGCAAGAUCCUUGAAAUAUCCUUGGAUGAUGUAUCCAGUGAUGAUGUAAAUA